Molecule: messenger RNA, 5784 nt
Organism: Xiphias gladius (swordfish)
Lineage: Eukaryota; Metazoa; Chordata; Actinopteri; Istiophoriformes; Xiphiidae
Gene: arvcfb
Product: ARVCF delta catenin family member b
Exons: 23
Coding region: 566-3568 (1000 amino acids)
Biological process (GO): cell-cell adhesion; cell-cell junction assembly
Cellular component (GO): nucleus; adherens junction; plasma membrane
Molecular function (GO): cadherin binding
Source: RefSeq, a predicted model, not a curated record
UACAAACACCAGCCAGAGAGAGCAACAAAGGAAGGAUGUAAAUCUUUACAAAGGCAUUUUUAGAUUCACCAUGAGUCUGGUAAACACUAUCAACAAUAGCCUUUUUGUAACAAAAUGGCCGGUAGUAGCCUGCACCAGAAAAGUGUGUGUUUUUUUUUUCAAUAAUUAAUUGGGGUAAACAGGGAUUUAAUUGUCUGUCAUUGUGCAAAGCCCUGGCAUUUGAUGUUAAAUUAUAGCUAUAAAACUCUCAACACUGGGGUGCAUCUCAGUGCCAAGCUGGCAUAGACUGUGGGACCUGUUCAAUUAAAAUCUGGACUGGACAGAGGUUUUCGUCUCUACCACCGUUGCCUUGCACCUCUCCAAACUGCAGCCUUCUCCCUUGCUGUCGCAUAGAAGCUACAAGAUAAAGUCUUCUCCUGUCUUUGCGGGUACCGAUGAGAGAUCUCCCCUGGCGGACUGAACAAACGAGUCGACUCUUACAGAGCUACGCCUGUCCUCACUCUACUUGUGGUCUAGCGGCACUCACCGACAUCAAAGAUCUGUACAACUGCGACCAACACUGGACAUGGAGGACUAUGAUGUUCGCUCAGCUGCCAGCAUCCUGGCCUCAGUGAAAGAGCAGGAGGCACGUUUUGAGCAGCUGACCCGAGCCCUUGAGGAGGAGCGUCGCAACGUCACUCUGCAGCUAGAGCGUGCCAACCUGCCUCCCAACCCAACUACGAGCCAACCACUAGCAUGGCAGCAGGUGGUGAUGCAGGAGCAGAGCCCCAGUAACGCCACAUCCCUUGCCAUGAUGCAGGAGCCACAGGAGGUGGUGGAGGAGACAGUCACCAUAGAGGAGGACCCUGGCACCCCCACCUCCCACGUCUCGGUGGUCACCUCUGAUGACGGCACCACACGGCGCACAGAAACCAAGGAUAUGUCAACUAACUUGAAGGUGACUAAGAUGGUGAAGACGGUGACCACACGGACAGUGCGUCAGGUGCCCCUUGGCCCCGAUGGCUUGCCCCUGCCUGAGGGCUCAUCCCCACUGGGCAGCUACACCGACUCUAUCGACAGGCGUUACAUGAAGAAUGGAGGUGACCGCUUCAUAACGCCUCAAGCAACCUCCACCCUGACGCGCUCCUACAACAACUCCUACAACGAUUCAUAUGGCGAGAUGCCUGAGAGCCAGUACGUUCGUCACUAUGGCCUGCAUGAUGGCUACACUGAUUUGACAGACAACUACGGCAGCCUGUCACGUGGCAUCAACUUCCGGCCGCCACGGUACCCCUACAUGCCCAACAGCUACCGGCCAGAGAACAGCUACACGCUUCCUAUUCGCAAAGAUGACUAUGGCCAUGUUGCCCAGCCCCAGGUUCCUAUGGGUAGCAGCACUGUGGAUCUGAACCGCUCACAGCCAGAGCGCUUCCAGCCCGAGCCAUAUGGCCUGGAGGAUGAUCGUCGCAGCUUGGGCCCUGAAGAAGAGGAGCCAUAUGAGCUGGAACCCGACUACUCCACUGCCAACCGACGCACCCUGCAGGGAGCCAGCCGAGGUCGCACCCACCGGGAACCUCUCCGUGAUGGGCCCCGAGUCAGAGGGUACCCAGAUGACCCCAUUGAGGCUGAGUUGAUCGAUGAGCGCCACCCUUAUAUUCAUGGCAUGUAUUCAGCACCAUUGGCCCAGCCGGAGAGGGGGAGCAUGGCCAGUCUGGACCGCAUGGGCGGACGGCGCUCACCCUCCAUUGACAGCAUCCGUAAGGACCCGCGCUGGCGUGACCCAGACCUUCCUGAGGUCAUCGCCAUGCUGGGCCACCCCAUCGACCCGGUCAAGUCCAACGCCGCUGCCUACCUGCAGCACCUGUGUUACGAAAAUGACAAGAUCAAGAAGGAUGUGCGCCAGCUGAAGGGGAUCCCUGUUCUGGUGGGGCUUCUCGACCACCCCAAAUCUGAAGUCCACCGCAAAGCUUGUGGUGCCCUGCGCAACAUCUCCUAUGGCAAGGACAAUGACAACAAGGUGGCCAUCAAGAAUUGUGACGGAAUCCCAGCCCUCAUCCGCCUGCUGAGGAAGACCAAUGACAUGGAGGUCCGAGAGCUCAUCACUGGAACCCUGUGGAAUCUGUCGUCCUAUGAACCCCUGAAGAUGGUGAUCAUCAACCACGGCCUGCAGACCAUGACCAAUGAGGUCAUCAUCCCCCAUUCAGGGUGGGAGCAUGAGCCCAACGAAGACUCAAAGCCCCGUGAUGCUGAGUGGACCACAGUCUUCAAGAACACCUCUGGCUGCCUCAGAAAUGUGAGCUCUGAUGGAGCAGAGGCUCGGCGCAGACUGAGGGAAUGCGAGGGAUUGGUGGAUGCCCUGCUGCACGCUCUCCAAUCAGCUGUAGGGAAGAAAGAUAUGGACAAUAAGUCUGUGGAGAACUGUGUUUGUAUUAUGAGGAACCUGUCCUACCAUGUCCACAAAGAGGUGCCAGGGGCAGAAAAGUUCCAGGACCCAUCAGCGCUACAGGCCCCCGGCUCAGCAGGACCACAGAGGAAGAAGAAGGAUGAUGCCGGCUGCUUCGGAGGCAAGAAGGCCAAAGAGGAAUGGUUUAAUCAAGGCAGAAAAAAUGAUGAGAACGACAAAAGCUAUGACACAUUGGAUCUGCCCAAGCGCACAGAGCCGUCAAAAGGCUUUGAGCUGCUGUAUCAGCCUGAAGUGGUGAGACUCUACCUGUCUUUGCUGACGGAGAGCCAGAACUACAACACCUUGGAGGCUGCUGCCGGGGCUCUCCAAAACCUCAGCGCCGGACAGUGGACUUGGUCCAACUACAUCCGAGCCACGGUGCGUAAGGAGAAAGGUCUUCCCAUCCUGGUGGAGCUGCUGCGCUCUGACUCUGACAAGGUGGUCCGAGCUGUGGCCAUCGCUCUGCGCAACCUGUCCAUCGACCGCCGCAACAAGGACCUGAUCGGAAGUUAUGCCAUGCGGGACUUGGUGAGCAACCUGCCCAGCGGUCAGCAGCGACCAGCUAAGAACCUGGAGGAGGACACUGUGGUCGCCAUCCUCAACACUAUCCACGAGAUCGUCACCGACAGCUCUGAAAACGCUCGCUCCCUCAUCCAGGCCCAAGCCAUCGAGAAGCUGGUCGCCAUCAACAGGACCAGCCAAUCAGCUCGCGAAACAAAGGCGGCGUCCCACGUGCUGCAGACGGUGUGGAGUUAUAAGGAGCUAAGGAACGCUUUGACCAAGGACGGCUGGAACAAAAGCCACUUCCAGCCCACAGUAACAGCCACCCCUAAAGCAACCAAGAAUGGCAAACCAGGCUAUGAUGACACCACUCUACCCCUGAUGGAGAAGAACCAAGGCACCAGGAAAUGUGGCAGUGGUGAUAUGAUACCUAUGGAUGAGCUGGGUCCAGAUGGUUACUCCACCAUUGACCAGAGGGACAAGGACUGCAAAUACAAGACAGGCGACGGCUCAGUGGACCUGACAGAACGGGAGCCAUUAAAGAAUGACACAAAUAGGAAACACUAUAUCAGGAGUAACAGGCCUGCGGUCAGUCUGGUGGACGCUUGUGAUGUUAAGCCCCAGCCUGUUGACUCCUGGGUCUAAAUGCAUGCAUGGCUUAAAACUACAACAGUACGACACCCCAGCUAGAAGAGGAUCUCUCAUAUCACCACUGCCAUUUCACAUGGAGCUUAUCUUUGGAGUUGGACUUUGUACAGAAAAGAGGAUUUUAAAAAAUUAAUGACCACAUCAGCGACUACCCAGCAGCAGCCAACAUUCUCAUGCGUUUCAGAAAAAAAUGUAAAAAGAAUAAAAAGUGACUACUCCUACUACUUUCUCAUAUCUACAUUCCCACUGGACAUCAUGUGAAUUUUACAGUGUUGACUCUUGUUGAGCUCUACCAGUGACAAGAAACGGGCAGAGGCCGGUGUUGUUGAAGGAAUGGACUUGUGGCAGGUCGACAAAGUGGAAUGAAGGAAGUGAAUGGAGAAGAAGUGUGUGUUGGAAGGAAACCUGUGGGAGAGGAAAUGGAAAAUGGAUGUUUUUAAUUUCAGUUUUCACAUCUGAAAGAUCAUGCCACAAACUUUGUGGGUUUUGUAGAAUUUCACUUUCAGUUUGUUGGCAAGCUUAGGUAUUUUGAUGUGAACAGGUGUGUUUGAAGGUCACUGAACGUUUGUUUUCAGAAUAGUGGGAUGGACAUGAGAAAGGAAAAGUAAAAGGAGAGAAACCGAGCCUGAGAAGAGCUGUAGCAUAGCGGAUGAAAAUGUAGUCCCAGCAGCCUGCUCUCAUAGAUUUACAAUCCAUUUGGUUGACUGUGUUUUUUGAAAAAAAAAAAAAAAAAAAAAGUGCACUGAGAUGCUUUGAAAUUAGAAGUGGGUAACAGGUGAUUGAUGUCCAUUUUAUAAAAUGAGGAGUCUGCAAGUUGUGGUCUGGAAAAAGAAACGUGACAAAGUGUGUAGAUCCGAUGGAGAAACAGUUUUUGUUAACACUUGUUAACUAAGUUGCAAAAGUAAGUUAAAAUGGAAAGACCUUCUGUAUCAUCAUGGUCAACGUGUAUGAGCCAAGGGGCAUGUUGACCUUCAAUCACAGAGCUGUGGCUAUAUCUGUAACCACAAUGGUUGUGUAGCAAGGUGGUUCCUUGAGUUUCCUGGUUGGUCGCUCUUUGUCAAUGAUGUGUAUUAAAGAGGAUAUAAGGCAUUUUGUUUAUAAAUGAUUUGUGUUUUUGAAAAGAGAAGAUUGUUCUCUUGUUGAAAGGAUAGAUCUAAAAGCUUUUUUAAAAAUUUUUGUUGGGUUUUAUAUAAAUGUAUAUUAGGGUCAAAAGGAAAAAAAACUGAAAAAUGAAGGAAAAAAAAGCAAACAAAAAAUUACCAACUUCUUAGUUGUAUAUUAAUAUCACAUUGUUUGGAAAGCACAUCUCAUUUGAUAAAGGCUCACCAUGUUUGUAAGCAAGAAAUAACCACGUAACUUAAAUGUGUGUCAAAUAUUGUCGAGUUAAGCCGACAUCUAUUUAUAUUUUGUAUUUGUCAACAAAAGGUUACAGAAAAAAAGUUUAUCUGCAGUGUUCUUUCUAAAGGCGAUGAAUACAUAUUGUCUGGCAGCCCUCGCACCUUCAAAAUAGACACUAUGGAGGUGUCAAGGGGUCAGACAGAGGUAAUGGGAUAGACAAGAGAUGGCAGUGUUAAUAAAAAGCCCUUCAUUUUUCUUCCUGAUGCAUUCAGGCCAAGUUACCACCAAACCUCAACCUUCCUUCACCGGUGCAUCUAAAAGAGAAAUAUUCAGUUGUGAGCAUGAAUAAAAUCUGUACAGAUGUUUAUAUUUUAUUCUUUCCAAGUGCCAGUUUUUUUGUGGUGUCAUUUGGAUAUUAACCAAUUCAUUCGUGUGCAAGAAGAGUGUACAGGUGGACGAGUGGAUCUGGAUAUUCAAGGCAAAAUAAUAGAGUUGCAUCACACUGUAUAAAUCAAAACAUCAAGUUUGGUCAUAUAGUAUAUAUUUUUACAACGUUAUAGGGUGGGCAGAUGAGACGUAGAAAACCAGAGAGAUACAGAAUCUUAUUGCCAUUUUUCUCUUGCUUGGUGAGACUGCACUCAAAAUCCAGCAGUAAUGGGCACGGUCUCCUUUCCAGCCUCUUGUCUCCUGGUUCAGCUUGAAUAGGAGACCGAAAGAGAGUCCAAUCCAAGUUGGUAAUACUCAUGUGUCAUCUAGGCGAAUGGCAUGUGCCUGCAUUGAAGUCUGAUUUUUCUUUGUGACGUAUGUGACUUUAUAAAGCUUGCAUAUUUUACACAGUGUUUACAAAAAUGUACGUUGUGGUAAAAAUCAAUAAA